AUGAUGGUGUCACCAUCCAUCUCUCUUUCUCUCUCCCACCCUCUUUCUUUCUUUCUCUGUAUCUUCUUCUCUCUGGAUAUGGUUCCUUGAGCAGCCAAUGACAAAAGCUGGAGGAGAGCAAACGGAGUAGUUGAUUUUUUUUUCAUUUUUCUUUUCUGGACAGAAUCCCUCUCUUCCACUCUUUUUGGUGGAAUUUUUUGGAAUCUUUUAAGGAAUUGGAAUUCUUGUUACAUAUUCUGGACAUUUGUCUCAGUGUGUUUGUGUGUGUGAGAGUGUGUGUGUGUGUGCGUGUGGUUGCUGUGGGGACGUGGCUGAUGCUGGAUAAUGGCUCAUGCGGCGUCUCAGAUUAAGAAGAAUAAAGAUGUGGAUGUUAACGCAUUGGAGGAUGAAAAGGAAAGGAGGAGGAAGAGCAAGAAACAAUCAAAGGAUCAAAAGAAAAAGAAUGGGUUGAAUGCAUUGCACCUGGCGUCCAAAGAGGGGCAUGUGGAUGUGGUGGCCGAGCUGCUCAAACUGUGCGCCAACGUAGAUGCAGCAACCAAGAAAGGAAACACAGCGCUGCACAUCGCCUCACUGGCGGGACAGACGGAAGUGGUGAGAGAGCUAGUGACCAAUGGGGCCAACGUCAAUGCACAGAGCCAGAAUGGCUUUACCCCACUUUACAUGGCUGCACAGGAAAACCAUCAGGAUGUGGUGCGCUUCCUCCUGGAGAACAACUCCAGCCAGAGCAUUGCCACAGAGGAUGGCUUUACGCCGUUAGCCGUAGCCCUACAGCAGGGUCAUGAUCAGGUGGUUUCUCUGUUGUUAGAGAACGACACGAAAGGUAAAGUCCGUCUGCCUGCACUCCACAUCGCUGCCCGCAAGGAUGACACCAAAUCUGCUGCUCUGCUCCUUCAGAAUGACCACAACGCGGAUGUCGAGUCCAAGAUGAUGGUGAAUAGAACGACAGAGAGCGGUUUCACUCCUCUCCACAUUGCCGCCCACUAUGGAAACAUCAACGUAGCAACACUACUGUUAAAUAGAGGAGCAGCAGUGGACUUCAUGGCAAGGAAUGACAUCACUCCACUGCAUGUGGCGGCUAAGAGAGGGAAUGGAAACAUGGUUAAGUUGCUGCUGGACCGAGGAGCAAAAAUUGAUGCCAAGACCAAGGACGGUUUAACCCCUCUGCAUUGCGGCGCACGCAGUGGGCAUGAGCAGGUUGUUGAGAUGCUGCUGGACAGGGGAGCUCCCAUCUUGUCUAAGACCAAAAACGGUCUGUCUCCGCUGCACAUGGCGGCCCAAGGGGAUCACCUGAACUGUGUCCAGCUGCUCCUUCAGCACAAUGCUCCCGUGGAUGAUGUCACCAAUGAUUACCUGACGGCACUGCACGUGGCCGCUCACUGCGGACAUUACAAAGUGGCCAAAGUCAUCGUAGACAAGAAGGCCAACCCUAACGCUAAAGCCCUGAACGGUUUCACACCUCUUCAUAUUGCCUGCAAGAAGAACCGAGUGAAGGUGAUGGAACUGCUGCUGAAACAUGGGGCAUCACUGCAGGCAGUCACUGAGUCGGGGUUGACGCCCAUCCAUGUUGCUGCAUUUAUGGGUCAUGAGAACAUAGUGAAACAGCUCACGCAUCAUGGAGCCUCACCCAACACCACCAAUGUGAGAGGUGAAACAGCAUUGCACAUGGCAGCAAGGGCCGGCCAGGUUGAUGUUGUCAGAUACCUGCUACAGAGUGGUGCUAAAGUGGACAUCAAAGCCAAGGAUGACCAAACAGCCCUGCAUAUAGCAAGCCGUCUGGGAAAGGGGGAGAUUGUGCAGCAGCUGCUGCAGAAGGGGGCGUUACCCAAUGCUGCCACCACUUCUGGCUACACCCCUCUCCACCUUGCCGCCCGUGAGGGUCAUCAGGAGAUAGCAGCUCUCCUGCUGGAGCAGGGAACAUCCCUCUCUGCAGCAACUAAGAAGGGGUUCACUCCCCUGCAUGUGGCUGCAAAGUAUGGGCAGUUGGAAGUGGCCAAUCUUCUGCUGCAGAAAAAAGCUGCGCCGGAUGCAGCAGGAAAGACUGGGUUAACUCCGCUGCAUGUGGCUGCUCACUAUGAUAAUCAGAGAGUGGCUCUGUUUCUACUGGACCAGGGAACAUCUCCUCAUUCUGCUGCGAAGAAUGGCUACACGCCUCUCCAUAUUGCAGCUAAGAAGAAUCAGUUGGAGAUUGGGACAACAUUGUUGGAGUAUGGGGCGGAGUGUAACACAGUGACCCGUCAGGGCAUCAGCCCCCUCCACCUCGCCGCACAGGAGGGCAGUGUAGACCUCGUGUCCUUGCUUCUCACCAAACAGGCUAAUGUUAAUAUGGGCAAUAAGAAUGGUCUCACGCCGCUGCACCUGGCUGCACAGGAUGACAGGCUGAAGUCCCAGUUUGACCUGCAUGAAAGUGAAGAUGCGAUGACCGGCGAGACUGAGAAGUAUCUUCGGCCACAGGACCUGAGGGAGUUAGGGGAUGACUCCUUGCCACAGGAGGGGUACAUGGGUUUCAGUAUUGGAGCCCGCUCUGCCAGUCUACGCUCCUUCAGCUCAGACAGGUCCAACACUCUGAACAGAAGCUCCUUCGCUCGGGACAGCAUGAUGAUUGAAGAGAUGCUGGUGCCCACCAAAGACACGGUAAGAACGCCCACUCUCUUUAUUACUCUCAUCUGUGGCUUUCAUUGUCUUGUUCUCAUUCAGUACUGUAGCCGCUUUUCCACCGUCAGGCCAAACCGUUCUCGUUGCUUAACUGUUCUGUUUCGGGCCCAUCCGGCCCAGCCAGUACAAAUAUGGUUUCAUUUUCCACUGUGGGGUUAUGUGUUAUAUAAACUAGUGCAUUCUGGCCCUUCCUCCCCGCUUCCUCAGUAUGACUCCAGGUUCCUAGUGAGUUUCAUGGUGGAUGCUCGGGGUGGGUCAAUGAGAGGAAGUCGUCAUGAUGGGAUGCGUAUAAUAAUUCCACCCAGGAAGUGUUCAGCACCAACAAGAAUUACUUGCCGCCUAGCAAAACGGCACCGCUUGGCAUACCUACCCCCUAUGGUGGAGGGAGAGGGACUUGUGAGCAGACUGGUGGAAAUGGGGCCAGCUGGGGCACAGUUUUUGGGGCCUGUGAUAGUUGAAAUUCCUCAUUUUGGCUCCAUGCGGGGAAAGGAGAGGGAGCUGAUUGUCCUACGCAGCGAUAAUGGAGAAACCUGGAAAGAACAUCAUUGUGACUGUAAAGUGACAGAGCUCACCUCGAUCCUUAAUGGCAUGGAUGAGGAGAUGGAUAGUCCAGCAGAGCUGGAGAAAAAACGGAUCUGCCGCAUCAUUACAAAAGAUUUCCCACAGUACUUUGCAGUGUUGUCACGCAUCAAACAAGAAAGUGAUUACAUGGGACCAGAGGGCGGAGUCCUGAGCAGUGAGGCGGUUCCCAUGGUGAAAGCUGCCUUUCCUCACGGAGCGCUUACGAAGAAGAUUCGUGUUGGACUACAGGCACAGCCUGUGCCAGAGGACAUUGUGCGGACUAUCACUGGUAACCGUGCAUCCUUCAGUCCAAUUGUUACCGUGGAGCCCAGAAGGAGGAAAUUCCACAAGCCCAUCACCAUGACAAUCCCUGUGCCACCCAGAUCCAAAGAAGCUGUUUCUAACGGGCGCAAAGGAGAACCUGCCCCCUGCCUUAGACUGCUCUGUAGCAUUACAGGUGGAACAUCCCCUGCACAGUGGGAAGACAUCACUGGGACCACUCCACUCUCCUUUGUCACAGACUGCGUUUCCUUCACCACAAAUGUGUCUGCCAGAUUUUGGUUGGCAGACUGUCAGCAGAUCAGUGAGACAGUGGGUUUAGCAUCUCAGUUGUACAGAGAGAUGAUCUGCGUUCCAUACCUGGCCAAGUUUGUGGUGUUUGCUAAAAUGAUCGACCCUAUAGAGUCCCGCUUGCGUUGCUUCUGCAUGACUGACGACAAAGUCGACAAAACUCUGGAGCAGCAGGAGAACUUUGAAGAGGUGGCAAGGAGCAAAGACAUUGAGAUUCUGGAGGGUAAGCCCAUUCAUGUAGAAUGCUACGGCAACAUCACUCCUCUGGCAAAGAGUGGUCAGCAACUCGUCUUCAACUUCUAUGCCUUCAAAGAGAACCGACUCCCAUUCAAUGUCAAGGUCAGAGAUAUGGGCCAAGAGCCGUGUGGUAGAAUCUCAUUCCUCAGAGAACCUAAAAUCGCAAAAAGCCUGCCACAGAGUGCAAUCUGCAAUCUUAACUUUACACUGCCAACACACAGGAAGGAAAUGGAGUCAGAUCCUGAUGAUGAGAAUGACAAAGAUCGACGACAUACCUUUGCCUCAUUAGCAUUGCGAAAGCGCUACAGCUAUCUGGCCGAUCCAGCAUCCAAAACAGCUGAAAAAGGCCAUAACACCACUCCAAAAACCACGCCGCAGCCUUCUGGCUACGCUUACAAGCCUGUCUUUACGACGCGCUCCUACCAGGCCUGGGCGACAAGCUCUCCCGUCAACGUCCCUAGCCAGACCAAGUCUGGAUUUGGCUCCCUCUCCAGCUCCUCAUCCAACACCCCCUCAGCCUCCCCACUGAGGUCGGUGUGGUCUGUAAACUCUGCCUCUCCUAUCAAAUCUAUUAUUGGAGGUUCACCAGCAUCUUCCAUCAAAUCUGCCAGUGAUGUUGCAUCACCAAUUCGAUCCUACAGAACAAUCUCCUCACCAAUAAAAACUGUAGUUCAAGGUGCCCAGUAUCCAGUCCAAGCUUCCCCCACCCUUCUGUCAUCUCCAGUCAAAAGUGCCCCUGAUCCAGUUUCAUUUAAAGGCCUCACAGGGCUCUCAGCCAGGACAUCUCCUGUACCAUCUGGCGGAACCUUGCUGGAAAGAUCCUCCAUUGCUAUUACUCCUCCAGCCUCACCUAAGUCUUCUCUAAACAUGUACAGCUCAAGUUUGCCAUAUAAGUCUGUCGUAACCUCAAACCCUCCAGCAACCUGCUCCCCCAUUAAAACUGUCCCGGGCUUUUCCUCUAUCAGAACCAACACUGAUGCCUCUGCCAGAGGAUAUCUGUCAUCCCUCUCCUCACCAUUGAAAUCCGGCUCGGCCACUACAGCAGCUGCACUGAUCAAUGGGACAGUUUCCCCAACCAAAUAUCGCUCCUCCUCCCCAACAACCCAUCUUACCAGCACCCUGCAGGAAAGAAUUCAAGCCACAACAAAUGCAGCAACAACAAGUGUGAAUGCUGCCUUUGAUGAAGUGGAAAAAACUUUCAAUUCCUGCUCUGCUGGCUAUGGCACACUAAAGUCAGUGUCCUCCACUCCCUCAUCCUCUUACCAGUCUAUCCGUUCCUCUGCAUCCAACUCACUGUAUGCCUCCCUUAGAUCCCCUCCGAAUUCUACCACAACUGUAACUUCCAGCACUAUUACAGUCCCUGUCUAUUCAGUUAUAAAUGUCUUACCAGAACACCAAUUUAAAAAGCUCCCUGAAGUCUCCAUGUCAACAGCUGCUCUCCUGUCCCCCAGAAGAGCCAUGCCCCAAGAGGUUAAUGCCCAGACUCAGUCCUCUUUUGCCAGAACUCUAUCUCCUGUCAAGACUCCCAUGCACAUGUCCCCAGGAACAAUAAAAUCUGCUACAUCUUCAUCCCCUCUGUCCAAUAGCCAGGAGAUUCUAAAAGAUGUGGCUGAAAUGAAGGAGGACCUAAUCAGAAUGUCUGCAAUUUUGCAAACUGAUACAAAUUCAAGCUCCAAAGGUUAUCAUUCUGAGUCUAAAGAACAUAAAGGGGAAGAUGAGGAGCCUUUCAAGAUAGUAGAGAAAGUCAAACAGGACCUGGUCAAAGUCAGUGAAAUUCUUAGCAAGGAUGUUUUGAGAGAGAGUAAGGCAAAUAUUAAAAACAGCAAAACAGAAGAUGUCCUAGAGGUUGACAUAGAUAAUAAUCCACAAAAUGAGUGGAGAUGCCCCCCUCGAUAUGAAACAUUAACCCCUCAAGUCAAAACAAAAACAGUAUCUGACAGAGAUUUUAACCUUGCUAAAGUUGUUGAUUACCUAACCAAUGACAUUGGCACAAGUUCUAUUUCUAAAAUAGCAGAGGCUAAACAAAGAACUGAGGAAGCAAGGAAAGAAGGAGAUGAGAAACAAAAACGGGUCCUGAAACCUGCAAUGGCAUUACAGGAACACAAGCUCAAAAUGCCUCCAAAUAACAUGCGCCCUUCACCUUCAGAAAAAGAACUUUCAAAGCUAGCCGAUGCAUUGUUUGGCCCUGAAAUAGCACUAGACUCUCCUGAUGAUGUCUCCCAUGACCAAGACAAGAGUCCACUUUCAGACAGUGGGUUUGAAACUCGCAGUGAGAGAACUCCCUCUGCCCCCCAAAGUGCAGAAGGAAUGGGGCCCAAAGGACUCUUUCAGGAUAUUCCUCCUGUCAUCACUGAAACACGCACUGAGGUUGUACAUGUCAUAAGGAGUUAUGAGCCUCCAGAGGAUCCUAAGGAGCCAGCUUUGGAAGAUGCUAGAAUGACAAAGCCUCCACUGCGAUGUUCAGACACUGAGCCUCGAUCACCUGGUGGGUCGAUCAAAGAAAGAGUUAAAGCUUACCAAGCCAGAGUCAAUGCAGAGGAUGAUGUGAUGAGCAAAGGUAUGCGGGUCAAAGAGGAAACUCACAUAACAACAACUACAAGAAUGGUGUACCACAAACCCCCCAUUAAAGAGGCUGCAUCUAAGAGGAUGGAGGAGACCAUGUCUGUACGAGACAUAAUGAAGGCCUUCCAAUCUGGGAAGGAUCCAUCUAGGGAGUUAACAGGCCUGUUUGAGCACAAAAGCAGCAGUGAAGGGGCAGAUCCAUCUGUCAGGCCUCUUGACCCAAUGCCCAAAGUCGAACGUAUCAUUGAGGUUCACAUCGAGAAAGGCAACAAAGCUGAACCAACUGAAGUAAUUAUCAGAGAAACAAAAAAUCACCCUGAGAAGGAAAUGUACAUAUAUCAGGGUAGAAGUGGCAUGAAAGAACUGCAAAAUAGGAUGGGCAAUGAGCAACAUGACAUAGAACCUGAAGAAUCUCUUCCUUGUUAUCUGGACUCCAGAAUACACAAGCCUGUCUCUGUGGAGGAUGAUAAGACCUUGAAAUUGCUUAGUCAGCAGUCAGUGGAGUACCACGAUGAUGAAUCCUCUGAAACGAGGGGAGAAUCAUACAAAUUUGCAGAGAAAAUGCUCCUGUCAGAAAAAUUUGACUCUUCCCAUUCAGACUCAGAUGAAUCUGUGAUUGACAGGUCUCGAUAUUAUGGUGAGGGAACACAAGGUGGUUCAAUUAGAGAAUUCAUGCUAAAGCCUGAUAGGUCAGGUAGAUCAUCAGAGGAUGACAAUUAUGACAAACUCACUUUGCUGCAGUAUGCUUCUGAUCCUGAGAGUCCAAAAAAGUCUGUUUGGAUGAGAGUUUCUGAGGAUGGGCAGAGUAACAGCAGAGAGAAUCACAAAUAUGAGGACAGAGUAGACAGAACUGUAAAAGAGGCAGAGGAAAAACUUAGUGAAGUCUCACAAUUCUUUCGUGAUAAAACUGAAAAACUGAAUGAUGAGCUUCAGUCCCCUGAAAAGAAGCAUCGUAGACAAGAUGCGAGGGAGACUCGUUCUGGGCCCAACUCAACAUGUAGUAGCCCAGAGAGGUCAGUGUACAGGAAUGGAGGUACUGGAGAGGACUGGAGUAGAGACCGGUUUAGGGAUAAGUAUGAUUCCCAUGACAGAAAAUGUGCCAGUCUACCAAGCAGUCCUGAAAGACGAGUCUUGCUUCGAUACAAUGAUGACCCAAAAAAGGGAGACAGCUCAUCCACAAGCAGUGCAAGUGAUUCGUCUAAAUAUUUCCAGCCCUCAACAUCUAAGGUUAGCUCGGUAAGAAUGAAAUUUGAAUCAGAGACCCAGAAACAAGAUAAAGGUCCGCAAUGGGGACAAACUUCAGGCUCCCCAGUGAGGAAGCUGCAGGAAAGUAAGCUGCCUGUUUAUCAAGUUUUUGCAGGGGGGAAAAUACCAAGGUCAAUAGAGUCUUCAGAAAGUGAGAGAAGCCCCAAAAAAGAUAGUGAGGGUGGGCACAGUUACAAUGUACGAAAGGCUCAAGCAUUUGCCCAAAAUCAGCAGAGUGACAGACAAAGAAAUAGGUCAGAUAACUCUUCACCAAAACAUCACCAAAAUGUUUACAGUAAGGAGCAAAUUGCCAAUGAAGAUAGGAAAAUAUACAAAACUUGGGAAAACCAUGGCAAUGGACAACUGAAAGGACAAAAGACAAAGCUCACUCAUACUCUAGUGCAUGAUAGGCAAAAGGAUGACUCACAGAAUGAGCAGCACUCAUUGAGAGAUGGAAACACCAUGACAGAAGAAACAACUAAAAAGAUAAUUUACACAGAGCUUGUAAUUCGAGAAGAUCCUAGUAAUGCUGAAAAUUGCAAUGGUGCUCUAAAAAAAAACUCGGAAUCACAAAUUCCUGUUAGGGUUUCAUCUAGUUUUAUAGACCAUCAUCAAAGUAGUACUUUAAAGUUAGAUUCCUCCAUUAAAUCUGAAAGAACAGGGUCUCACAUAGCCAGAAAUACACAGUACCCUAAUUCUGGGGCUAGCAAAUCACCUAGUGAUGUGUCAUCUGUAGUGAACUCAGAUUCUAGCAGGCAGAUUGUUAAUAUAGUCUGUAAUGGUGUGGAUGAUAACCAAGUUGAGUAUAUUGAAAAAGUGACCCCAGGUGUCACUGCGGACAUUAAACCUCUUCCUGUGUAUGUCAGCGUUCAAGUAGGUAAACAGUAUGAGAAAGAAACUGCCACUGGCCAGUUAAGCACUUACAAAAAAGUUGUAAGCCAUGAGAGCAGGACAGUACAUGAAACACGUGGAGCAUUUUAUUCUGUCAAACAGAAACAGCCGCAAUCUCCACAGGGAAGCCCUGAAGAUGACACGUUAGAGCAGGUUACAUUUAUGGACAGUUCAGGGAAGAGUCCAGUAACUCCUGAAAUGCCUACCUUUGAGGAGGUCAGCUACGACCUGAACUCCAGAGCUCCUGAGCCUGUCAUCAGUUCCAUGGCUGGCAUGCCUAGCCCAAUCCCAGAGGAGUCAGAGGAAGAGGAGCAGCCUAAGACAUUCAUUUUCAAGGCAGUAUCAGCAGAAAAAGCCAAAUCUGCCACUCAAUCAUCAGAACCUUCAAAAAGAAAGCAAGACUCAAAUGGAAAAAGGUCAAAAGACAAGCGCAUAGCUUACAUCGAGUUCCCACCACCACCACCUUUAGAAACUGAGCAUGCUGACCCUGAAAAGAAGGGGUCAUGUCCUUCCUCAGAAGCAGAAACAGAGAUGAUGGAGGUGAACCUUCAAGAGGAACAUGACAGACAUCUCUUUGCAGAGCCAGUAAUCAGAGUCCAGCCUCCUUCCCCUCUUCCACCUGGAGCUGACAAUAGUGACUCUAGUGAUGAUGAAUCUGUUUUUCAGCCUGCCCCCCUUAAGAAGUACACAUUCAAAAUGGCUGAGGAGUGUGAGAAACAUGUUAAGCCUACGAAACCAGAGAGAAACAGCUCACACCAAAAGGAAUCAGGUAUCAAUGGCAUUGUCAAAGGAGAAGAGGUAGAAUGUGAACAGAAUGGAAAUGAUCAAUCUAUCACUGAUUGCUCAUUAGCAACAACUGCUGAAUUUUCCCAUGAUACUGAUGCCACUGAGAUAGAUUCUCUUGAUGGGUAUGACCUACAAGAUGAGGACGAUGGACUGAGUGACCCUAAAACAUCCAGCCUGUUGAAUGAGGGAAAAGCAGGAGAUCGGCCUUUCAGCCAGAGCAAACUUGAAGUGAUUGAAGAGGAGAGCACGCCAAAUGAGGAAAUAGGGGAAAAGGCAAAAACAAAGAGGCCAUCUGGGAAAAAGUCAGACAAUGGGAAAGAGGAUAAAAUCUAUUCUUUGGAGGGAAGACACCCAGAUAGACAAGGUUUUACAGAUGAUUAUUUUAAGUCCCAACUAGAGGAGGGCAUAAACACUACCUUUAAAACUGUGGCUACUAAAGGCUUGGAUUUCGAUCCAUGGUCUGGUAAAGUUGGAGAGGAGGGAGCUUUUGAUGCUAAAAACAAUGAUGAAGAUCCGAAGCCCUGUGCUUUGUCAGUGGAAGACAAAUCACAAGCAACCACGCCGGAUACCACUCCAGCAAGAACCCCAACAGAUGAGAGCACCCCAACUAGUGAGCCCAACCCUUUCCCCUUCCACGAGGGCAAGAUGUUUGAGAUGACCCGCAGUGGUGCUAUUGACAUGAGCAAGAGGGACUUUGUUGAAGAGAGACUUCAGUUUUUCCAGAUUGGUGAGCAUACAUCAGAUGGGCAGUCAGGGGACAAGGGGAAAGGGGGCAGGAAUGCGGGGGUAGUCGCCUCUCACUCAAAGGCAGGGGAAAGAGCUGUAGAGGGGAAGGUAGAGGCAACCACAGAUUUAACGCCAUCCAGAGGCAGCACAGUGCAAGGCAGUGCUGACUGCCUGGACGCACCUCCAUUUGCUGACACCACCUCAUGCACUGUCACAGCCUCCAAGGUCGACCCCAAAUUACGCACCCCCAUUAAGAUGGGCAUCGCAGCUUCCAUUACUAUAAAGAAAGACCCUGGCUCAGCUGAACUGACUGAUGCUAAAACUGAGUCCUCAGACAGUCAGAUGCCGGAAUACAUUAGCUUGGAGUCAAGUCAAUUAGCUGAAAGUCACUUUGAUAGCAGGGGCACUAACUCUUCCCAGACUGGCAGAAAAGAUUACUCAUCAGAAAACUACAAUAACAACAAUAAUUUAGAGUCAUCUAAUGUGCAGGCCAACUACAUCCAGUGUGGUAGUGUAGUGUUCAAUUUGCAGUCAUCUUCUGAACCCACCUUACAGAAAGCUAGUAGAAUAGAAGCUCAGUUUUGUAGGGAGUCUUUAGAGAGAGCGGACAAAGCCAUUACUGAGAGUCCUCAGACUAAAGUAGUCUCAGAAAACAGGCAGACCAAGUCUAGGCUCCCAGUCAAGGCAGCAGGGUUCAGUUUUAACACACUCAGUUCAGGGAAGCAGAAGCCUCAACAAGUUGUGAGGCCAGAGGCAAGGAAAGUGGAUCCUGCAUCCAUAACGCCUGAGCCCAAGUCUAGAAUACCUGUCAAGGACAUCAAAAGAAAUGGUGCUGUUAACUCAGCUGUCACAGCUCAGGUAGUUCCAAGGUCAAGUAAGCUCACAGAGUCAGACAGAUCAGUCAGACCAGUAGUUCCCUUUAGGCUGCCUUUUAAAGACAGGUCAUCUGGUGCUUCUAAUGGUUCAGUUAACAAGGCAGGUAGAGGCAGCUUUAGUGAGGUGUGUAGGCAGUCAAUUGAGUUCUUAAAAAAUGUUAGCGGAGAAGCAAUAAAGGUGGCCGAACGACUUUCAGACGAGGAGAAACAGACACAGGGAGAGCAGUCGCAAUCGGAGGAGGACAGCAGCACAUCACGAAGCAUCUCACUAUCGGACCCCUCUCAGUCCCAGCCCUCCCUCUCCUCUGGCUCCUCCCGAGGGGUCACACCCUCAAGGACAAAGGUCACAAGGGCGGCGGGCAGUGAGAGGAGGAGGAGUAAGCGGACUGGAGGAGGGAAGGAGGGCAGUAAGAAUGAUGGGGCUCGCAGGUCGCCCCCCGUCGCGGAGAUCAAGCCUAGUCCACAGAGUCCCUGUGAGAGAACAGACCUUCGUAUGGCCAUUGUUGCUGAUCAUCUGGGACUGAGCUGGACAGAGCUGGCUCGAGAGAUGAAUUUUUCUGUGGAUGAGAUAAACCACAUCCGCACAGAGAACCCAAACUCUCUCACAGCCCAGAGCUUUAUGCUUCUUAAGAAGUGGGUCAGUCGGGAUGGGAAAAACGCCACAACGGAUGCACUGACGGCUGUCCUGACUAAAGUGAACCGGAUGGAUAUUGUGACUCUGCUGGAAGGGCCCAUAUUUGACUAUGGUAACAUUUCAGGCACCAGAAGUUUUGCAGAUGAUAGCGCUGUGUGCCAGGAAAAGGCGGAUGGUUUCCACAACAUCCUGGCUCAACUGCAGUCAACUUCCAACCCCACCCCCACCACACCCCCUCUCUGCCCCUCUAUGUCUGAUGACCUCAAACCCAUCUUAGAUCUGCCCCUUGACCCUCCACCUUAUUGCCCCUCCUGGGGACUAGAGCUGCACAACGAGGACGAGUCUGUCAGAAUUACCCCAGCCAGACCUUGUGACUUGCCCCUAUCCAAACCUGAAAACCAGCAUCACACACUCUCUAAAACAACUGCCGAAAUACACACACACAUACUUUCCCCAGAUCCUGCACAAUCUCAGUUCCCUCCCGACAACCCCAAACUCAUAACACAACUCUCAGCUGUCACAUGUGACCCUGACUCACACCUUACCCCUGAGCUUUCUCCCCUAGACCAUGAUGAACCUCCUCUAAACCUCUCAGUUUGCUUUGUACCACUCCAGUCUGUCCCCAAAAUAGACCCACCCACGACCAGUAUCGAACAGGACCACCUUUUACAGGGGAACCAGGGGUCUCAACAAAAGGAACAGAGAGAAGAAAAUGAGAAAAAAGAGUCUUUUCACUCCCAACAGAAAUCGUCCCCUACGGUGGAACAGACUGACCUAACACACAAGGGAAAAGAAGAGCUUAAGAGUCCCUCAUCAUCAUUACUACCAUCAACAUUAGAAGAGCUAAACAUUAGCAUGAGGGGACAGGAAAGAGUGAUUCUGAAAGAGGUCAAAGGUCAUGAUGUGUCCCCUUUGCGACCCUGGGCAGAGGUCCUGAGGGAGUCUGGCUUAGGAGGAGAGGAGGAGGAGGAAGCCGAGAAAAGACAGGAGCAACUGGAGGUGUCUGGAGGCCAUGUCGGAGAGAGUGAGAGGGAAGUGAAUGAGGAGAUGACUAAGGAGAAAGUGAGAGAGGUAGUGAGAGGUGUUGAACAAAUUGAGUCUGAGUUAUGCUCACUCUCCGCAGGCUGGCUCACUGAGACAUCGAACACGGAGCCGCCCGCUUCAGGGCGGAGUCACGGGUCAGACUACAUGGACCGACAGGACAACAGUCAGGAGAACUCCAGUGACUCCAUGACAUCGUCAUCCAGAGGGGAUUCAGGAAAACCUCGACAUAAUGGUGAGCGCUCUGACACCAUGCCCCGUAGCUCAGCGUCUCAGGAAUCAGCCAAUGGUGUGAAGGCAGGGGCGGGCAAGCAAGAAGGUGCUCUGAUCGCUGAGCACAAAGUCCAGCAGCGGUUAUCAACAGAGACCGGCCUGGACGAAGAGCGCACUGUCACCACCAAAGUGUUUCGUAGACGUCUCAUUCUCAAGGGAGAGGAGGCGCAGAACAUUCCUGGCGAGUCAGUUUCAGAGGAACAGUUUAUUGAUGAAGAUGGAAACAUCAUCACCAGAAAAGUAAUUCGAAAGGUGAUUUUCCGAGUGAACACUCCCACCCCUGAAAACCAGGGCUUGGGGAGUAGCAUGGGGUCACAAGGAGACCCUACCACCCUGGGGAAGAGCCACGUCCCCCUGGUCCCUGAUAUCCAAACCCAUCUCGCUACACAUGCUGAGGGAGAAGUUUCCAAGCUGAGGAAGAAGGAAGAAAAGCGUUCAGAGAGAAAACAUCAUUCAUAAAUGUGGCUUCAUGACUAUAGGCAGGUAUAUUUUUGAUCUGUUUCCAGAGCGGCGGGGUCACAAGAGCUGAAAAGAGACAUUUGGCCUGAAAAAACAUCUACAGCUUCCACUCUGAAACGCGUGGUCUUCAAAGAGACAAUACUUUGACCUAUUCCCUUGCGCAUGAGCAUGCAUCACACUGCUGACACACUUCCUGUUCCAAGGGGGUCUUGAUGAAUUCUACUUCCUGAGAUGGGUCCCGGUGAAUUCUACUUCCUCUCUGUGUUGGGUCCUAUGUAAUUCUACUUACUCUUUCUGGGGGACCUACGAGAUUAUACUUCAUUCUUCUUGAUGGUUAAUACCUGCGCUGACCUGGACCAUCAGGAAAUCAGAAACUGUUUUGUGUGCCAUGAAUAUCAGAUGACUAAAUGAGAGGGGUAUAUUCAAAAGACCCCUUAAACUCCAAACCGUAUACUCAAAACAAAUUUCCCUUUGACCAAAGAUGGCACAAAAGCUCUUUUUCGUGUUUUAGGGGGAAAAAACAAUAGAUGCUGUUGAACCACACCUUACAUUCGCCUUACACG
This is a messenger RNA of Sinocyclocheilus grahami, 14075 nucleotides long. RefSeq names its product ankyrin-3-like. The transcript is spliced from 45 exons. The record is from RefSeq and is a predicted model, not a curated record. Gene Ontology annotation, biological process: signal transduction. Gene Ontology annotation, molecular function: protein binding. Lineage: Eukaryota; Metazoa; Chordata; Actinopteri; Cypriniformes; Cyprinidae. The coding region runs from base 325 to 13512 and encodes 4395 amino acids.